GUUAGCAGCCCGGUGUUUGCACCGGCUCAUCUCCAUGUAUAAGAUGGAUUACUCCUACCUGAACUCCUAUGACUCCUGCAUGGCGGCCAUGGAAGCAUCGGCCUACGCGGACUUCAGCUCUUGCAGCCAGGCCAGCUCCUUCCAGUACAACCCGAUCCGGAGCGGACCCUUCUCCAACCCGGGCUGCACUCCGCUCAGCACGGCCAGCUGCACCCUGGGAGCCCUGCGGGAGCACCAGCCCACGCCGUACUCCUCAGUCCCCUACAAGUUUUUCUCGGACCCCUCCGGCUUAAACGAGAAGAGGAAGCAGCGGCGCAUCAGGACCACCUUCACCAGCUCCCAGCUGAAGGAGCUGGAGCGGGUCUUUGCCGAGACACACUACCCGGACAUCUACACCCGAGAGGAGCUGGCGCUGAAGAUAGACCUGACCGAGGCACGAGUACAGGUGUGGUUUCAGAACAGGCGUGCAAAGUUUCGUAAGCAGGAGCGUGCAGCCAACGCCAAAGCCAACAGCUCUGGUGGCACCACAGGCAGCAGCUCCAGCAGCAGCUCUGGAGGAAAGAAAGGAGAGCUAAGAUCUUCAUCCGAUGAUGAUGAGUCCAAAGAAUCCACCUGCAGCCCCACACCUGACAGCACGGCCUCCCUGCCAGGCUCGGCCAACGGAAACUUGGGCAGCCCCGCCAGCCUGAGCCCCAGCCCGGCUCCUGUCAACAGCGGCUAUGUGAACACCUCCAGCUCUCCGGUCCUCCAGGGGCUGAAGGCCCCCAGCUGGUCCAGCCUGGGGCCAUCCAACCCGGCUGUGGCCCAGCCUGCCGCCCAGACUCAGGAGAUUCUGAAGGCCUGGCAGCCGGCGGACAGUAUGACCGGGCCCUUUGCCGGAGUCCUGUCUUCCUUCCACAGAAAACCCAACCCCACCAUCAAGACAAACCUGUUCUGA
This is a messenger RNA of Centropristis striata (black sea bass), 937 nucleotides long. It is a transcript of the gene phox2a, whose product is annotated as paired like homeobox 2A. The coding region runs from base 35 to 937 and encodes 300 amino acids. The record is from RefSeq and is a predicted model, not a curated record. The transcript is spliced from 3 exons. Lineage: Eukaryota; Metazoa; Chordata; Actinopteri; Perciformes; Serranidae. Gene Ontology annotation, biological process: regulation of transcription by RNA polymerase II. Gene Ontology annotation, molecular function: RNA polymerase II transcription regulatory region sequence-specific DNA binding; DNA-binding transcription factor activity, RNA polymerase II-specific.